Molecule: messenger RNA, 1281 nt
Organism: Penicillium maclennaniae
Lineage: Eukaryota; Fungi; Ascomycota; Eurotiomycetes; Eurotiales; Aspergillaceae
Product: putative mitochondrial translation release factor (RF-1)
Exons: 2
Coding region: 1-1281 (426 amino acids)
Biological process (GO): translational termination
Molecular function (GO): translation release factor activity
Source: RefSeq, a predicted model, not a curated record
AUGCGGUCGAUCUCUCUCAGUUGUGAGAUUCGGCCCAAGACCGUUUCUCCGUUAUUCACACACUGGUACGGUGUUUCCAACCGGGCAGUUUUGCACUCCUCUGACCAUCCACUGCCAGAUUCCGGCCUCUCUCCAGUCUUGUUAACCAGAGCUCGAUUGCUCGCCACCGAACAUGCCAAGUUAUCGGAGAGUCUUGUAGAAUCUUUCGAUACUAAAGUGGCAAAGCGAGCCGGUGAAUUGGCUCCGGUCGCGAAGGUUCUGAAGGAAUGGGAGAAUGCGAAUGAGUCUAUCGUUGAAUUGCUAUCCCUUCUGGAGGAUGUCGAAACCGAUGCCGAGUUACGCGCUCUCGCAACGGAGGAUCUGGAGAGCAGUCGAGAGGCUUUACCUACCAUAUCGGACCGAUUGAAGAAGUCGCUGAUCCCCAAGCACCCAUUUGCGGAUCUUCCCUGUUUGCUUGAAAUUCGUCCUGGUGCCGGAGGGGACGAGGCGGGCUUGUUCGCAUAUGAGCUGCUACGGAUGUACAUGACCUUCUGCUCUCGGAGGGGCCUUCGACCGGUGAUCUUGAAGCAGGAUGUCGAGGAUGGUCCCUCCGAGGAUCGCCUGAGUGAGGCAGUAAUUGAAAUCGAAGCCGAAGGUGCCUACAAUCUUUUGAGAACAGAGUCAGGUGUGCACCGCGUCCAAAGGGUACCGGCAACCGAAACUAAGGGUCGUACUCACACCAGCGCCGUCAGCGUGAUGGUCCUGCCCAGCUUCCCAGAAAGUGGAAGCGGCAUGGACAAUGCCUUGAACUUCGAGGACCCAAAUAGUGACUACUAUAUCGAUCCGCAAGAGGUGCGUGUCGAGAAGAUGAGGGCCGGAGGCGCAGGAGGACAGCAUGUGAACAAAACCGAGUCCGCCAUUCGGUUGACACACACUCCCACGGGCACAGUGGUUUCCAUGCAGGAUGAGCGGUCCCAGCAGGCGAAUCGCCGGAAAGCCUGGCAAGUGCUGAGGGCCAAAAUAGCGGAGGCUCGCCAAGAAGCCCGAGAACAAGAGUUGGUUCAACUCCGGCGCGGUGUAUUGGGUGGAGUGGCUCGUAUGGGCCGCGGUGACAAGAUUCGAACAUACAACUACGGCCAAAGUCGCUGCACAGAUCAUCGAACUGGUAUUACGAUUCACAACCUAGACGACGUCCUUGAAGGUGGCGAUGGACUCGAGACAGUAAUGGAGAGUGUGCGCAACUGGAUGGCUGACCGUGAGGUCGAAGCUAUGGUGGCCGAUGAGCUCGCAAAGCAAAAAUAG